Messenger RNA from Cylicostephanus goldi, 765 nucleotides. NCBI's taxonomy places the organism in Eukaryota, Metazoa, Nematoda, Chromadorea, Rhabditida, Strongylidae. The record is from the annotation of a GenBank genome assembly.
AUGGAUCAUCCGCCUUGCGUGUACAACCGAUCCUGUCGGAUCGUAAGCAUACCAUCCCAGGUACCGUUGCACUGGGCAAUACCACUCUACGGUUAUGUUAUGCCGGUGAUUGUCACUUUGACAUUGGCAACGAACUCCUUCAUUGUAAUAGUUUUAUCGCAUAAAUACCUUCGGACACCGACAAACUACGUACUACUGGCAAUGGCGGUGUCAGAGCUGUUGACGGGGCUGUGUGUGAUGCCAUGGUUUCUGUACUAUUUCACUCUGUCAGGUUUUGAAGCUGACCGAAAGUACGGAUUAUCAUCGUUCUGGUGCAACGCUUUACCGUAUAUGGCUGCUGUUCUGCCCUCAAUAUUUCACACAACAGCAAUUUGGUUGACCGUUUAUCUAGCCAUACAACGAUACAUUUAUAUUUGCGUUCCAACGUUAGUGCGACGAUUUUGUACAAUCCACCGUAGUAAGCAGGUGAUUUUCGCUAUCUGUAUAGCGUCAGUGCUCAUGUACAUUCCCGAUGUGCUCGCAUUCGAGAAUGAAUCUUUUGAUGUUAUGGACUAUAAGAAAAAUGCCACACGACGUAUGUGUUAUCGCAGUCAAACUUGGCUUCCAAAAGCGAUAGGACUGGAUUUGUUCUAUAAUUUAACUUUCUGUGCUCAAACGGUAUUUGUGCACCUGAUUCCAUGCGCUAUGCUUGUGGUUUUCACAUGGAAACUCGUCCGAGCGAUUCAAAUAGCCGACAAGCGGCAUGCCACUCUGCUCAACAAGUAA